ACACACAGCGCACAUACACACACACACACACACAGAUCCUGGACUACUUGGCUGAAUCCUAGUGGAAUUUGAAUCAGUUUUGGACUAGCGGAUCUGUCUCUCUCUCCCUGUCUUUGUCUCUGUCAGCUGGGUUCUCCUUGAAGCGUCUCUCCUCCUCCUCCACCUCCGUGUGUGUGUGUGUGUGUGUGUGUGUGUGGAGUGGGGCAGACCUGAAGCACGCCUAUAGGACGGAGUGAGGAGCACCUGCUCUGCCUCGCAGUCAAGGAUCCUGCCGCACUCACCCGUGAGGUGCCUACCUCCACACAGCAGACAGGAUGACAUGGCGUCCUCAGUACCGCAGCUCCAAGUUCCGCCAUGUGUUCGGUAAGGCCGCCACCAAAGAGUACUGCUACGAUGGCGUGCCAAUCACACGGAGUGUCCACGACAACCAGUUGUGCGCCGUCAACCCACGCUUCCUUGCCGUCAUCACAGAAUGUGCUGGAGGCGGGGCUUUCCUGGUGCUGCCAAUCCAUCAUACUGGAAAGGUGGACCCGCAUCACCCCCGAGUGUCAGGCCACAGGGGGAACGUGCUGGACAUCAAAUGGAAUCCAUUUAAUGACUUUUGCAUAGCCUCCUGCUCUGAGGACGCCACAGUCAAAAUAUGGGACAUACCAAAGCAUGGAAUCCUGAAGAAUGUCACUGUGCCUACAAAAGAGCUCCAAGGGCAUUCACGCCGAGUGGGACUCAUCGAGUGGCACCCCACUGCCAGCAAUAUACUUUUCAGCACUGGCUAUGACUACCAGGUCAUGAUCUGGAAUUUAGACAGCCAAGAGCAAGUCAUGAAGAACCCUGUGCGGACAAUCAGCGUGCACCAAGACGUGGUUCUGUCCAUGUCCUUCAACAUGGACGGCAGCCGACUGGCCACCUCCUGCAAGGACAAGAAGAUCCGCAUCAUUGACCCUCGCACAGGAGCCCUGCUCCAGGAGAGCAACUGUAAGUCUCAUAAGGCCAGCAAAGUUCUCUACCUGGGGAACUUGAAGAUGCUCGUCUCCACUGGGUGCUCCAGAUGGAACCAUCGGCAGAUUGCACUGUGGGACCAGGAGGAUCUCUCGGUUCCUCUUUUGCAAGAAGACCUGGAUGGCUCUUCUGGUGUGAUUUUCCCCUUCUAUGACCCUGACACACACAUGUUGUAUCUGGCUGGCAAGGGUGAUGGGAACAUCCGGUACUAUGAGAUCAGCUCAGAGAAGCCCUACGUUCACUUCCUCACGGAGUACCGCUCGCAUCUACCUCAGAAGGGAAUGGGUUUCAUGCCAAAGCGCGGGCUGGACGUCUGCUCAUGUGAGGUUUUCAGGUUCUACAAGUUGGUGACAAUCAAGAGCAUCAUUGAGCCUCUCUCCAUGAUCGUUCCCCGCAGGUCGGAGACGUACCAGGAAGACAUCUACCCAAUGACUGCAGGAAAUGAGGCCGCCCUGACCGCAGAUGACUGGCUGGCUGGAAUGGACAAAGGCCCCGUGCUGAUGUCCCUGAAGCCAGGCAGCAAGGCAGACUCCCUGUCGGACCUGAUGUCAGGGAAGGCCCUGAGUGGCUCACUGGAGACACGGCGUUCUCAGAGCCGGCCCGGCCUGCUGCAGCUGUCCUACAUUCAGAACCAGCUGGAUGCUAAGGAGAACAAAGAGCCCCAGCCUUCCAAUCAGCUGCGGCCCUGGCAGGACGAGAAGAAUGGCAGUGCUGUCAGCAAUGGGCAAGAGCCUCCGCAAAACUCGCCACCCAAAACUGAGAAUGAGUUGCGACAGGUAUUCUACAGGCAGCAGGAGGAGAUCCGACGUUUGCGGGAGCUUCUGAGCCAGAGGGACGUGAGGGUUAUGCAGCUGGAGCUGGAGAUCAAAAACGUGAGGAACUCCCAAGCCUCCCACUGAGAGGAAGGCACACACACACACACACAAACACACACACACACACACACACACGCCUCAGAGCUCCAGCCUAACCCAGGGACCACUGUGCUGUAGUCUCAAGCCUCCUUUCAUUACUAUGGGGUACCAUAGCCCCAUCCUUUCAUACCGAACUUGCAAGCCAAUCCAUCAACCGUAUCAAGAGACUAGGCUUGCCCCACUACUGACAAACAAAGGCCCAUAGUGCCCCCACACACACACACAGAUAUAUAGAUAUACAUACAGUACAUAUAUCCCCACCUAUACCCCAGUCUUGUUUUAAAGCAACUUUAAUAUUAGAACAUUUUUGAUGUGCUAUAUAUCUCAGUGGGAUCAUCCCCACUGUGUUGUACAGUAUAUAGCCUCCCUCUGCAUUCUUUUCUAUGCCCAAAAGCUAUGCAAGUUUAAUGUAUUUUUGUGGCUGAUUUUAUUUUUUUUUGUUAUUAAAAAAUAAAAUGUAUGUGCCUGUUUUCACUGAAAAGAGUGUGUAUAUUUCAAAGUAAUCACUUACUUUAAAGGUGCUAUAUGUAGUUUUGGGGGGGUGGGUGCAACUAGACCGAUGAUAACAAUGUAACUCUAAAGGCAAAGUCAAAUAUUAUGCUUCUCAAAAUUCCCAAGCUUUGUUAAUCCCAAGCUUUUUAAUACUACACCUGUUAUUUUUGUUUAUGUUUUUAUUUUGUGAUGUUUUUUUUGUUUUUUUUCUUCUAAAUCCUCUGUCCUCUCCUCCACAGAAAAGGUAGUUGUUGAUGUCUAAGUGUAUCUCCUUGAUUUAAAGACAAGGCUUAUCAAUGUUGUACAAUGAAUUUACACUUGGAUGUCGAGGAUGGUAGAGGGCAAUAAAUACCAUAAAUGCAAUAUAGCACCUAUAAAGGAAUGUGGAAUCAGUGGAAGGGGACACAAUUACAUUUCCAGUUGCAAUCACCUCAGUGAUGUAGGGGUGACGACCAUGUUUUCAAAGGAAGGACAUCUUGUGAUGGUAUUGUACACUGAAAUGGUUGCCUCUUUGAUGUGUAAUGUGCUUAUUUAAACUGCUGUAUGUCUGAGUGGGCUGGUGUGUUGACAAAAGUAAGAGCUGCAAAGAUGUCAUGAGGAGACUUGCCAUGUGUUUGAUCUGAAUGUGGGUGUGUGGGUGCAAAGGCUAAACAUGUAAGCCUUGUAAGCUCCCCAGGGAAAAAAAGAAGAUGCACAAGUGAUGACAAUGAUGACCAGAUACUGUUUACUGCAUUUACUAGUCAGUCUACGGGUAGCCAGUAGGGUUGCAGUGUGUUUGAGUGGCCAUCUAUUUAUUUUCUACUUUGGAAAAAUGAAAUGGCCGAAUGAAUAAUGAUGAAAAGAUUCAGAGAAAUAUCCAAUGCUCAGAACAUAACUUAUCUUAGUAUCUACCCCUACGAGGAUUCCACGUUAAGUAUGCAUUGCACAGAAGUAGAACCCCUUCCCAAUGUGAGUUACUGCACAUUACUUAGUAGGGGGCUUCUCGUUUGAGCCGUCAUCUACUGAUCUAUCAGAGAAGUUUAUUAGAGUCCUGGUUGAUGUUCACAGCCAACAACACAGUUCAGGUAUAAUCCCUCGGUUGCAAUAGGUUUUCAACACUGCAGAGUUAAUGCACUAUGUCUGCACACUGUUCACUGUGUGUGUUGCCACAAUACAUAACAUGCUUUGCCAUUUACUUGCACACCGUUGUUUACAUGGUGCCACUAAAUAUGUUAAUAUCUUCAUUUCUACGUCAAUAUUCAUGUCCGGUGUCACCAAAAAAAUGUGCUGCAAUUCCAAUAAAUAUGUUUGAAUGUA
Messenger RNA from Clupea harengus (Atlantic herring), 3698 nucleotides. RefSeq names its product coronin 2Aa (gene coro2aa). The record is from RefSeq and is a predicted model, not a curated record. NCBI's taxonomy places the organism in Eukaryota, Metazoa, Chordata, Actinopteri, Clupeiformes, Clupeidae. Gene Ontology annotation, molecular function: actin filament binding.